AUGAAGAAAAAAAAACAAAAAAGACGAUUGUGCAGUAAUGAAGAGAAUAUCGUGCAAUGUAGCGCUGUUGAAAAUAUAGAAAAUGUAACGCUACAAGAAAAUCAAUUUCACAGCCAACAACUUCAUAUUUAUGAACAGCGUAAUGAAUGCAUUACUCCCGAAGUUAUUCUACACAGAAACACAGGAAUUCCUGGCGAUGGUAAUUGUCUAUUCCACUCGCUCAUAAGUGUUUUGCAACUUCAAAUUGAGAUUUGUGACUUGAGAAAUCAGUUACGCGAUUCACCCUAUUUAAACUCCUGCCACAAUCCGCAAGAAGCAUAUAACAUUCUAUCAAGCAGUAAUGAUUACGGAGAUUUGGAUUGUUUGUACUUAUUCUCAAAAAUGUACAAUCAAAAUAUUUGUGUACAUUAUUGUUUUUACAACAUAACUACAACGAAUGAAGACACUAUCUUUUGUCAUUUUAAAGCGAAUGAUGCACAAAACUGGAUUCAUCUUCAUCUUCGUGAACAACAUUUCACACCUUUUUAUGAAGUAUCAGAUUUAUUGGAGACAGUACAAGAUGCUACCCAAAAUGAAGCCCAUGUUGAUGCCAAUAUUGAACUAUUGCGUGAUAAUUAUGAUGAAGAUCCUACCGAAGAUAACCAUAACAAUCAUGAAAAUGAAAUUGAGAUUGAUAGAGAAGAUCGAAUUGGUGAAAAUACUAUGGAUUUUAUUGAUGAUGGUACUAUUCCAGUUUAUACAAAUUAUCGUAAACACAGUACAAGUCAUAUUGAUUUUUAUAAAGAAUUUACGAGUAAUUCAUUCGGUCAUUCUUGUAUUAUUUGCGACAGACUAUGGUGGAAAGGAGACUUGAAAAAGUCGACCAGUAAACAUGAAAGUAUUUUGAAAACAAUACUGCAGAAUUACAUACCUGGUGAAAUUGUUCAAGUCUGCUCUACGUGUUAUACAUCUUUGGGAAAAGAAAAAAUUCCUCUCAUGUCAACCUACAAUGGUUUUGCAUAUCCGAAAAUUCCAUCACAUUUACCAACGUUAAACCUUAUCGAGCAACGGUUGAUUUCCCCGAGAAUACCGUUCAUGCAGAUUCGUAGACUGAGACACGUUAAUGGUCAGCAAUUAGGGCCACCAACUGCUUUUAUGACUCUCAGCGCCAAUGAAACUGGCUGGGAAAAUAUGUUGAAAUUAUUGUACAAAUUGAAAAACGAGGGAACGGAACUUUCAGAUGAGUUUUUAGCAGAAAUGAGUUAUGUGCAUAAAGCUCAACUUGUGAAUGAAGAUGCCGUAACUUGUGCUAUCUAUUUUAAUAAAAUGAUUAUACUAGAUGAAUAUGCUUGUGCAACAUAUGUUGUUGAAUAUGUCAAUAAGCAUAAUAGAGGGAUUAGUAAUUUGCAAAGACAAAUAAUUGACAUAAUUGACGAGCAUCCAGAAUUCGACAUUGUCGAUAUCACGAAAAAAAUGAGUAUUGACAUACUUCAGUCUGUUGAAAUGCCGGCACAAGAAGCUGCUUGGUAUUUAUUAAGAGAACCUAUGGCUAAGUCAUCGGUGGUGUCAGUCUACAUUCCAACGGUAUUUCCUACUGAACGCGCAAGAAUUAGAAAAUCUAUGAAGGAGCUUGAAGCUUUAGAUGAUGAUUGUACGAACAUUUGGAAAGAGAAUUGGCUUGAUAAAUAUGAGAAAAGACCUGAAGAACUCCGCGAUGUUACGUUAGCACAAUUUGUUGCAAAAUAUUACCUAAAUACAAAGGGGACUUACACUAAAAGAGAUACUGCAAGAAUAAUAAGAUACAGGAACUACGAUAUGGCUGACAAUUACAACGAUUAUAGGCGUGAGAUGGUUCUGUUGCAUGUUCCUUUUCAAAGUGAAGAAAAUGAUAUUAUUGCUGAAAAUAAGUUCAUUCAAAUAUACGAGGACAACAAAGAUACGAUAUUAGAACGUAGGAAAGAAUUUGAAUCAAAUUUGGACAUAGAGAAAACUUUAGAAAUUUGUAGACAGUUGUGCCGAGAAAACGAUGAAGAACAAGAAGACGAAGAAUUAUUAAGAGCGGUUGAUAUAUUGCAUGUAAGAGAUCCUUAUGACUUAUUGCUACGUGAUCCAAACUCAACUGCUAAUGUUGAUUUACAAAAUGCAUCUCUGCAUAAACUUGGCGCUGUAGCUAAAAAAAAGAGAAAAUUUAAUGGAUUAUCAACAAUUCUAUAA
Molecule: messenger RNA, 2193 nt
Organism: Parnassius apollo (apollo)
Lineage: Eukaryota; Metazoa; Arthropoda; Insecta; Lepidoptera; Papilionidae
Source: the annotation of a GenBank genome assembly